Molecule: messenger RNA, 6323 nt
Organism: Callorhinus ursinus (northern fur seal)
Lineage: Eukaryota; Metazoa; Chordata; Mammalia; Carnivora; Otariidae
Source: RefSeq, a predicted model, not a curated record
CGGUGACCACAACAUGGCUGCGGCGCCGGGGCUGCUCUUCUGGCUGCUCCUGCUCGGGCCGCCCUGGCGGGUGCCCGGUCAACCCCACGCGGACACGAGCCGGCGCUUCGCGGAGCACAAACUGUGCGCGGACGAGGAGUGCAGCAUGUUAAUGUACCGGGGUGAGGCUCUCGAAGAUUUUACAGGCCCAGAUUGUCGUUUUGUGAGUUUUAAAAAAGGUGACCCUGUGUAUGUCUACUAUAAGCUGGCAGGGAGACCACCUGAAGUUUGGGCCGGAAGUGUUGGGCGUAUUUUUGGAUAUUUUCCGAGGGAUUUAAUCCAAGUAGUCCAUGAAUAUACUAAAGAGGAGCUACAAGUUCCAACAGAUGAGACAGAUUUUGUUUGUUUUGAUGGGGGAAGAGAUGAUUUUGAUAAUUAUAAUGUAGAAGAACUUUUAGGAUUUUUGGAAUUGUACAAUUCUGCAACUGGAGAUUCUGAGAAAGCUAUAGAAAAACCUCAGCGUGAGGACACCCCUCCUGAAGUAUUUGAGGAAAGCAACCUUGAACCUGAACCAGUAGAAGUUAACUCAGAGGAGAGUGAAAGUGUCUUCUCAGAAAGUACUAAGGAACUCAAGGAAAGAUCUGGGGCUCAGAAUAACCACCCCCAUGUAAACAGUCAAGCAGGUCGUGCUCAGGGAGACCCAUCUUCAUUUGGACCUUUUGAGGAAAUGCUACAGGAUAAACUAAAAGUGCCAGAAAGUGAAAACAACAAAACCAGCAAUGGUUCUCAGGUCUUGAGUGAACAGGAGAAGAUUGAUGCUUACAGACUUUUGAAAAAAGAAAUGACUCUGGACUUAAAAACCAAAUUUGGCUCAACUGCUGAUGCACUUGUAUCGGAUGACGAGACAACCAGACUUGUUACUUCAUUAGAAGAUGAUUUUGAUGAGGAAUUGGAUACCGAGUAUUACACAGUUGGCAAGGAGGAGGAGGAGAAUGAAGAAGACUUUGAUGAGCUGCCGUUACUGACCUUCACUCACGGCGGAGAAGAUGUAAGAACUCCAGUGAAGUCUGGAGUUGAGAAAUACUCAGCAGAUAGAGAGCAGAGUUCCAAUGAAGAGGAUAAAGUUGAGGCAACGCAGCCCCCUGGCAUCAAAAACUAUGAUAAAAGUAUACUAACAUCCUGGGAGGAUACUAUGUUCUCCUUCACAGAAGGUGACAGACAAACAGGUGUGCGUUUAGGGAGUUCUGAUUCAGAGGAAGGAAAAGAAGGUGUUGAUGCGUUUGUCCCACAUAGCAAGUGGGGGAAACCACGAUCAGCCACGGAUUACAUUGACCCUAAAAGGGCAGAAGAUCCUCUUUUGACUGUAGAUGUCCCUAAAACAAAUAAUGAAAAAGACCCAGAAAUUCACAUUACAGGAAAAGGGAUGAAAGUCGCAGAAUCCAAGAGGGGCCUGGCACAGGCUGAGCUGCGGUUGGAGGAGGAGAAGCAGGAAGGCAUGACUGCACACGGUUCUCCUCAAAGCGGUGACCCUGGCUCUUUGCCAUCUGCUGGAAAGGGUAAAGAAAUGUUGGAGUCAGCCUUCGAUAACAAAGAAAAUGACCUAAAAGGAGCAGCUGUUCAUAUUUCAAAAGGAAUGCUCCCUGAAGAAAAGCCUGGAGAGCAGAUUUUGGGAGGCGGCUUAGAACGUGAACAGGUACCUAAAGCUUCAGGGAGUCAAGUGAACAAGGAAAAGAUUGGUCAGAAAUCUGUGGAUAUUGCACCAUUGCUGGGAGGUAAUCAGCGUAAUGCAUCCAAAGACAAUGUGGAAGAAGUACACGUUUUAGUAAGUGGGUCAAAACCACACACACUCUCAGUGGAGCAUCCAAGUGAGGAAUUUAAAGAGGAACAGCUUCUUAAGACUCAGAAUCAACCUAGAUCCUCCCCUCUGGAUGAAAUUGGUUUGCCAAGAGAACCGGAAGAAGAGGGCCCCAUUUUGGGAAGAAAUCUUUCUUGGCCACAAGGAAGAGAAGAGGCUGCUAGCCACAGUAAGCAGAUGGAUGAGAAGAUAAGGCUCUCCAAGGAGGAGGUCAAAGAGGACUCCUCAGGUGAAGAGUUUGCUCCUCACAAGCCCCUGGUGGGCUCGCGGGAAUUGGGGGCAACAGGCCAGACAGAUGGCCCGGAAGGCCCAGGUUUCCAAGCUGAGAAAACAGAGGCAGAUGACGAUUAUAGCCCGGAAGAACUCCUGGAGGAUGAAAAUGCACUAAGUGCAAAACAGUCUAAAGAACAAAGCCCUGAGAUCCAGGGCGGGCGGCUAGAUGUUAAUCCACAGGCCCCCGCAAGAGCUGGUUUAGGCCCCAUUAAUCCUGAUGCAGAAACAGAAGGAAGCAAAGAAGAAACCAGUAGUAUUUUGGAAAUUGAGAAAAAAAGAGAAACUUUGGGCGAAGGGGUAGACACAGGGGCCAGGGAAGUGGGUAGCGGGGUGGUGGAAACAGAAAGCCCUCUUGUAGCUCAGAAAGCACAGAGAGCACCUGAAGUAAGGGACUCUCCUGACAAAAAAAAUCAGACUCUAGGGUUGGGUGAAAUGUUUCAGAAUCAAGAUACUGAUAAUUUUCAAGAAGAUAGCCUUGAGGAAUCCGUACAGAAGCCUGGGGUAGACGAACUCUUGGAAGAGGACCAGGGGGACUUUGAGAGGUUCGCGGACACAGAGAGCCAGGGGUCUGCCACUGAGGAGCACAAAGAUGCCCAGCCACACUGGACGCCACAUAUAGUGGGGGAGCGGGCGCGCAGCCAUGAAGUGAAGGACUUGCCUAUAAUCGGCAGCUUCUUUAAAGAACAGCAGUCUCUGCAAAGGUUCCAGAAGUACUUUGAUGUCCAUGAACUGGAAGCCAUGUUCCACGAGAUGUCGUUAAAGCUGAAGUCCGCACAGCAGGAGAGCCUACCCUAUAAUGUGGAAAAAGUCCUGGAUAAGGUCUUCCGUGCCUCCGAGUCACACAUUCUGAGCGUAGCAGAGAAAAUGCUUGAUUCCCGUGUAACCGAAAACAGAGAUAUGGGAAUGAGGGAAGAUAACAUAUUUGAAGAGGCGGCAGUACUAGAUGAUAUUCAAGACCUGAUCUAUUUCGUCAGGUACAAACACUCCACCGUGGAGGAGACUGUGGAGGAGGCUGCACCGCUGACCACGGCACAGCUCCCCCCGGAAGGCUGGGGCAGCUCCACGGAAGGGAUGCAACCGCACCUUGAAGACAAUUUCCCACAAGAUAAGGCAGAGGACCUUAAGGUAGAGAUUCUCACAGAGCCCAGCCAGUUGGAUCAACCUGUGAGUGGUGACAAAGGUGGCUCAGAAGUGCCACAGCAGCCAAAUACUGAGAAGGACGAAGAUCCAGGGAUAAUUACAACAGAAAGCAGUCCUGUUGACACUGUUGAUGCAAAAAAGCAACUAGAAACAAAUGCUGAAGAGCCAGCAAGUGUCACACCUUUGGAAAAUGCAAUUCUUUUAAUAUCUUCAUUCAUAUUUUAUUUAACUAAGACGUUAGUUGCUACAUUGCCUGAUGAUGUUCAACCUGGGCCUGAUUUUUAUGGCUUGCCAUGGAAGCCUGUACUUAUCACUGCCUUCUUGGGAAUUGGUUCAUUUGCCGUCUUCUUCUGGAGAACUGUCCUUGUUGUAAAGAAUAGAGUAUAUCAAGUCACUGAACAGCAAAUUUCUGAGAAGUUGAAGAAUAUCAUGAAAGAAAAUGCAGAACUUGUACAAAAAUUGUCAAGUUAUGAACAGAAGAUUAAGGAGUCAAAGAAACAUGUUCAAGAAACCAAGAAACAAAAUAUGAUUCUGUCUGAUGAAGCAAUUAAAUUUAAGGAUAAAAUCAAGAAACUUGAAGAAACUAAUGAAAUUCUGGAUGAUACAGCUAAAAAUCUGCGUGUUAUGUUGGAAUCUGAGAAAGAACAGAAUGUCAAGAAUCAGGACUUGAUAUUGGAAAACAAGAAAUCUAUAGAGAAAUUAAAGGAUGUUAUUUCAGUGAAUGCCUCAGAAUUUUCAGAGGUUCAAAUUGCCCUUAAUGAAGCUAAACUUAGUGAAGAGAAGGUGAAGUCUGAAUGCCAUCGGGUUCAAGAAGAAAAUGCUAGGCUUAAGAAGAAGAAAGAACAGUUGCAGCAGGAAAUCAAAGAUUGGAGUAAAUCACAUGCUGAGCUCAGUGAGCAAAUCAAAGCAUUUGAGAAAUCUCAGAAAAAUUUGGAAGUAGCUCUUACUCACAAAGAUGAUAAUAUUAAUGCUUUGACUAAUUGCAUUACCCAGUUGAAUCGGUUAGAUUGUGAAUCUGAAUCUGAGGGUCAGAAUAAAGGAGGAAGUGAGUUAGAUGAAUUAGCAAAUGGAGAAGUGGGAGGUGACCGGAGUGAGAAAAUGAAAAACCAAAUUAAGCAGAUGAUGGACAUUUCCCGGACACAAACUGCAAUAUCAGUAGUUGAAGAGGAUCUAAAACUUCUACAAUUUAAGCUUAGAGCCUCGAUGUCUACUAAAUGUAACCUGGAAGAACAAAUAAAGAAAUUAGAAGAUGACCGCCAUUCACUGCAGUCGGCCAAAGCCGUGCUGGAGGACGAAUGCCAAACCCUGAGGCAGAAAGUGGAGAUUCUGAAUGAGCUAUAUCAGCAGAAGGAGAUGGCUCUGCAAAAGAAACUGAGUCAGGAAGAGUAUGAGCGGCAGGAGCGAGAGCAGCGACUGUCAGCUGCGGACGAGAAGGCGCUUCUGGCUGCGGAGGAGGUGAAAACGUACAAGCGCAGAAUUGAAGAGAUGGAGGAUGAAUUGCAGAAGACAGAGCGCUCAUUUAAAAACCAGAUUGCUACUCAUGAGAAGAAAGCUCAUGAUAACUGGCUCAAAGCUCGGGCUGCGGAAAGGGCUAUCGCCGAGGAGAAGAGGGAGGCCGCCAACUUGAGACACAAGUUACUGGAAUUAACCCAGAAGAUGGCCAUGCUGCAAGAAGAGCCUGUGAUUGUGAAGCCGAGGCCAGGCAGGCCCAACACCCAGAACCCUCCGUGGCGAGGUCCUCUGAGCCAGAAUGGCUCUUUCGGCCCGUCUCCUGUGAGUGGGGGGGAGAGCUCCCCUCCUCCAACGGCUGACCCGCCUGCGAGACCUCUCUCCGCUACGCUUAAUCGAAGAGAUAUGCCUAGAGGUGAAUUUGGGUCAAUGGACGGACCUCUACCUCGUCCUCGAUGGUCAUCUGAGACAUCCGGGAAACCCUCUGCCUCUGAUCCGGGAUCUGGUGCAGCUCCCAUGAUGAACAGCAGCUCGAGAAGCUCUUCCCCUACUAAGGUGAUGGAUGAAGGCAAGCAAACUGUUCCCCAAGACCUGGAAGGCCCUUCAGUCCCCAGCAGUACAUCUGUGGCUGAGCACUCAGUAGUAGUGACUAUGGCUGCAAAAGGGCCCCCUCCUUUCCCAGGGGUGCCCCUCAUGAGCCCCCCCGCGGGAGGCCCUCUGCCACCGCCCAUUCGAUACGGACCACCUCCUCAACUGUGCGGGCCUUUCGGGCCUCGGCCCCUUCCUCCACCGUUCGGUCCUGCUUUACGUCCGCCACUAGGCUUAAGAGAAUAUGCACCAGGCAUUCCACCUGGAAAACGGGACCUGCCUCUUGAUCCUCGAGAAUUUUUACCGGGACACACACCUUUUAGACCUUUAGGCUCUCUUGGCCCAAGAGAGUACUUUAUUCCUGGUACUCGACUACCACCUCCCACCCAUGGCCCCCAGGAUUAUCCACCUCCACCUGCUGCAGGAGACUUACUGCCUUCUGGCUCUAGAGACGAGCCCCCACCUGCCUCUCAGAGCAGUAGCCAGGACUGUUCACAGGCUUUAAAACAGAGCCCGUAACUCUUGACCUCUGACAUUUAGUCUGAGAAAGUGGACUGUGUACUAUUCGUUAGAGUUAAAGGAUUUCAUUGGCUUCAGAAUCCAAGUUUAUUUUAAAAGGUUUUUAGAACUAAGCUGCCCUGGCAGUGUGCAUUUUUGAGCCAAACAAUUGAAAAAUGUCAUUUCCCCCCCGAAAUAAAAACCUCAUAAGCUAGAGCCUCCUUACAACUUUGAAAUGUGCAAUAAAGAAUACCUGUGUUUUAGUUAAUGUAGCGUAUGUAACUGCUAAAUGAUUUAGAAUGUCAUGAGAAAUAUGAACAUUUCCUGUGGAAAUGCUAGAAGAACAUGUAUUUCCAUUUAUUAUCCUAUUUUUAGUGUACACCAGUUGAACACAGCAAUGGUGUUUAUUAGCUUGGUUUUUUAAAAUACUGGUCGCAAAGACUGUUACGCUAAAAAUGUUUACUAAAAGAUCACUAAACUUUCUCUCCCUUCUUGCUGAAGUUCUUUGUAGUAAUAGUUCAUAAAAAUUUGGUUAUUAGUA